Erigeron canadensis is the source of this 1786-nucleotide messenger RNA. RefSeq names its product endoglucanase 8-like. The record is from RefSeq and is a predicted model, not a curated record. The transcript has 7 exons. Gene Ontology annotation, biological process: carbohydrate metabolic process. Lineage: Eukaryota; Viridiplantae; Streptophyta; Magnoliopsida; Asterales; Asteraceae. Bases 32 to 1504 code for a protein of 490 amino acids. Gene Ontology annotation, molecular function: hydrolase activity, hydrolyzing O-glycosyl compounds.
UUCCCCUUCCCGCAACCUCCAAAAUAUCAAAAUGGCGCCAAAACCGGUCACUUCUCCGGCGGUUUUCGCCAUUUUUACUCUCUUUUUGCUUUUUUCAUCUUCCGUCACCGCACAUGAUUAUUCAGAUGCUCUACGGAAAUGCAUUUUGUUCUUUGAAGGUCAGCGUUCCGGCAGACUCCCGCCGGAUCAACGUGUCCGGUGGCGCAGUCAUUCCGCAUUGCACGACGGUUCUACUGCCGGAGUGGAUUUAAGGGGAGGAUACUAUGACGCAGGGGACAACAUAAAAUUCGGGUUUCCAAUGGCAUUUACAACCACAUUGCUGGCGUGGAGCGUAAUCGAUUUCGGGCGAAUAAUGGGGAAUGAAUUAGGGAACGCCGUGAAAGCCGUAAAAUGGGGAACGGAUUAUUUACUAAAAGCAACGGCAACAGAGGGUGUGGUUUAUGUACAAGUUGGUGAUGCGUAUUCUGAUCAUAAUUGUUGGGAAAGACCAGAAGAUAUGGAUACUUUAAGAACUGUUUAUAAAAUUGAUCGAAACCAUCCUGGAUCUGACGUGGCUGGUGAAACUGCUGCUGCUUUGGCCGCUGCUUCUAUUGUUUUCCGGUCACGUGACCCUACUUACUCACGUAUUCUUCUCAAUCGUGCUGUUAAGGUCUUUCGGUUUGCUGACACAUACAGAGGUGCCUACAGCAAUUAUUUACACUCGGCUGUUUGCCCUUUUUACUGUGACAACAAUGGUUAUGAGGAUGAAUUGUUAUGGGCAGCAGCUUGGUUGCACAAGGCAUCAAGAAGAAGGCAAUAUAGGGAGUACAUAAUAAGAAAUGAAGUCAUCUUGAGAGCAGGAGACACCAUUAAUGAAUUUGGGUGGGAUAACAAACAUGCUGGCAUCAAUGUUCUCAUUUCUAAGGAGGUGUUAAUGGGAAAAUCGCCUGAUCUAAAGUCAUUUCAGAACAAUGCCGAUGCAUUUAUAUGUUCUUUGUUACCCGGAACAGCUCAUCUUCAAGUUCAAUACUCACCAGGUGGAUUGAUAUUUAAAGCUGGAGGAAGUAACAUGCAACAUGUAACUUCACUAUCUUUUCUGUUGCUGGCCUAUUCUAACUACUUAAGCCAUGCCAAUCAUGUGGUGCCAUGUAGUGAUAAAUCAGCUUCCCCCGCUCUUCUCAAAAGUUUGGCAAGGCGUCAAGUGAAUUAUAUUCUUGGAGAUAACCCAAUGAGGAUGUCAUACAUGGUCGGGUAUGGACCUCGUUACCCACAAAGGAUUCAUCAUAGAGGCAGCUCUUUACCUUCGGUUAGAGUCCAUCCAGCUCGUAUAGGUUGCAAGGCUGGGUCACGUUACUUCUUUAGCCCAGACCCAAACCCAAAUGUAUUAGUAGGAGCUGUGGUUGGUGGGCCUAACACGACUGAUGCGUUUCCUGACUCUAGACCGUUCUUUCAAGAAUCCGAGCCUACAACGUAUAUAAAUGCACCGUUGGUUGGACUAUUGGCCUACUUUGCUGCCCAUCCAUAAUUUGAAUGUGGCGUGCAAUGUGUAGUGGUGCGCAAAAUGGUCACCCUGCCGUUUUUAAUUUCUUACCCUUAUAUAACCAACCGUUAUUAGUAUCUUUAUCCAAAAUGGAAAAGUUGCAAUUGUAUCUUCUUAUCGAAUCAAUCAUGUUCACAUCACUUGCCACCUGAUGAAGGGGGCAUUAUUAUUUAAGUAAAUCUUGUUGUAUUAUGUAGCUCAAGCAUUAAAAGCUAUAUCUUAUAUGCUCAAUUUGGUCGUUUAUAAAUGAAUUAAUUAAUUUUGCUA